This is a messenger RNA of Chanos chanos (milkfish), 2739 nucleotides long. RefSeq names its product major facilitator superfamily domain containing 4B (gene slc60a2b). Lineage: Eukaryota; Metazoa; Chordata; Actinopteri; Gonorynchiformes; Chanidae. Gene Ontology annotation, biological process: transmembrane transport. The record is from RefSeq and is a predicted model, not a curated record. The transcript has 4 exons. Bases 150 to 2012 code for a protein of 620 amino acids. Gene Ontology annotation, molecular function: D-glucose transmembrane transporter activity.
UGCAAUAUGGAGGAGAACCGUGAUAGAUAAUUCAAUUUAUUUGCUUCUCUAAUUUGUAUUACCCGACGAACUGUAUUCAUAGUACAGUAACGACUUAAACCAGCAUUGUUGUCGAGCGACCUGUGCAGCAUUUGGUGGUACUGUCUGCCAUGUCUGUCUCUGUUACUGGUGAGCCUGUGGUUAAAAAGAAACAAGUUCGUUUUGCCAGAUUGGAGGAGGAUGAGGUCAACGAAGAUCAAGAGGAGGAUACCCUUUUUGACAAAAGGAAAGACACCAGAGGAGCACUCAGAAGUGCAAUCAAGGGAGGCAGAAUACUGGACGAGGAGUCUGACAAGGUUGAAAUCAAAAGUCGGGGACGGAACACCAGUGACUCCGGAGUGUUCACCCGAUGGAUAAUCACACUGUCUCUUUGUGCAUCAUUUCUGGGAUUGGGAAUGUCCAUUUCAGUGCUUGGUCCCACACUGGAAGACUUGGCAAGAAAUGUCAAUGAGAACAUCAGCAACAUCUCUCAUGUCUUUGUGGGUCGCUCCUCAGGAUACAUGGGGGGCUCUGUGUUGGGAGGGAUUCUGUUUGACUUUGCAAAUCCCCACCUGCUGCUUGGAUUCUCCAUGCUGUGUACAGCGUUUGGAAUGUUUGCCAUCCCUUUCUGUAAGAAAGCGGUUCUGCUCACUGUCUUGAUGGCCACUGUUGGUGUAUCAAUGGGAUUUUUGGAUACAGGUGGAAAUGUCCUCAUACUCAAUACAUGGGGGGACCAGUCUGGACCCUACAUGCAAGCGUUGCACUUUUGUUUUGCAGCUGGCGCCUUUGUUUCACCAAUCAUUGCCAAGCUGCUUUUCGGACACAGUCAUGAAUUGAGCGAGAACCCGAGCACAGACCAAGAGUCAAAGCCCCUCCACCUUCAGCUUGCCAAAAGCAAGGGUGGCUUUCUCAAGUCCAUGUGGGCUUACAUCGUGAUCGGCGUUUUCCUUGUCCUGAUCUCUUUGUCCUUUUUCAUCCUGUAUAUUCGUAGCAGCCCUGCUCGAAAGAAAAGCAACAACCAGUUGGGGAAGCCCAAGGUUGCCAGAUAUCACAAAACCCUCAUUUUCCUCCUUUCUCUUUUUUUCUUCUGGUACGUGGGGGCUGAGGUGGCUUAUGGCUCUUUUAUCUUCACCUACGCCAAGGACUUUGCCAAAAUGCCACAGCCCCAGGCAGCUGGACUUAAUGCUCUGUUUUGGGGCACAUUUGCUGCAACAAGGGGCUUGGCUAUCUUCUUUGCUGCUUGCCUCUACCCAGGCAUGUUGAUCAUUUUGAGUCUGGUGGGCUGUACCAUCUCUUCCGUUCUCCUAGUACUCUUCAGCAAGCACCAAAUUGCUCUGUGGUCCUGUACUGCCCUAUAUGGAGUAUCCAUGGCAACCACAUUUCCAAGUGGUGUCUCCUGGGUGGAGCAGUACACCACAGUGACGGGGAGCUCUGCAGCAGCGUUUGUAGUGGGUGCAGCAUUGGGCGAGAUGGUCCUGCCUGCGCUUGUGGGUUUCCUGCUGGGGAAGUUGCCAGAUUACCCAGUACUCAUGUUCCUGUGCUUGACUACUUCUGUUGUGACCUUCAUCCUCUUCCCUAUCAUGUAUAAACUGGCUACCUUCCCCAGUGGACCAAGCGGUAAACCACACAUCAGAGGACUCAGAAGGGAAUCGGAUGACAGUGAGUAUCAGCAAGCACUCCUCGACACAGGUGGCAAUGAAGAUGAGGGAGAGCAAAAUGAGGAUGACGAGGGAGCGGAUCAGUGGAACGAUGCAGAUUUUGAGGUGAUUGAAAUGGAUGACGCCAGCCUUAGUUCACCAAACAAAGCUUUUUCACAACCUGAUGUGGCCGUGACAGCUUUGAACUUUGAACUCUCUAUGGGUGGAGCUCAGGUCUCUGCAUCUCCCACCGAGACCACGGGCUUGGCCUCAUUGCCUGACUCCUCCGUUUCAGCUCAGGGGGACUCCCCAGAACAACAGCAAUUACUUGCCCUGGACAGGGAAAAGAAAGACUGAAAAUCGGGCAACUGACAGUCUGUUUUAAUUUGCAGUUCUGAUACUGCACGGUUUCCAGCGGUUCAUGAGAAAUCAUGUUACCUGAAACCUACGCCGAGCAUUUUGCGUUGAUGUCUGAACUAUUUGCGAUAGUUGCGCUUCUUGCAUGUUAACCAUUCCUGUUCUUCUCUCUUAAUAAGCCAUGAAGGUCAUUAUGGAAUGGUUGAAGUUGUUGCAGUUUUCCUGUUUUUGAAGAGAUCUAGAUAAAUUGUGAAUUGUUAUAAUCACAGUUUCACCUGGAGGUAUGUAGAGAAAGUCUUGUUUACACUAUGGUUUGAUUGCAGCAUCCCCGCAUUUCAUCCCAAAACAAGUGGCAGUCCUCGUAGAACAUUAAUUCUGAUGUUUCCUUGAUACCUUGCACUAAUGAAUAUUAAGAAAACAUUCAUUUACUUAUUUUUAUACCAUGCUGAAGUCAUAAUGUGUCUUUCACUCUUGAAUCAAAAGUUUGUGGAUUUCAUCUUUCUUUCAAAAUAUCCAAAAAAAGUGACUUCCUGUGCAGAAAUAUUUUGGGAGGCAUGUUGUGUUGAUGAACUGCAAAAUGUUUGCCCCAGUUUACGGCAUUCUGAUGUUAGUUUGCCAGCAGGCUUUUGCACUUUAUUGUGAACACAGAAUGUUUUCAAUCUAAUUGUGGUUCUUUUAUUGCCCAAUGAAAAUUGUACAAAAUCAUGUCACCAUUCAAAUGUUUCAU